Molecule: messenger RNA, 7366 nt
Organism: Labeo rohita (rohu)
Lineage: Eukaryota; Metazoa; Chordata; Actinopteri; Cypriniformes; Cyprinidae
Product: NACHT, LRR and PYD domains-containing protein 12-like
Exons: 6
Coding region: 172-3225 (1017 amino acids)
Molecular function (GO): protein binding
Source: RefSeq, a predicted model, not a curated record
CUGUAUGUUUGUGCGGAAUUCGCCUGCCUCAUAAAGUGAAACCGAAAGCGAUCACAUCAGCUGAAUAGACACCAUUUCGGAUGAUUUAAAAUCAACAAUGUCUUCAUAUGUUACGACCUGAAAUCAAGUUUUUUUUUUUGGAAGAAGAGAAACAGAAGAACAGCCUAUAAAAUGAGUGUGUAUGAGGAAAGAGAGGAGGAGACUCCUGUUGACUCUCAGAGAGCAGCAUCUCCAACAUUCAGCUGUGUGUCUAUGAAGAGCAACAGAUCCAUGUUGGAGCCCCCUUAUCUCAAAGAUGUUGAUGCUCAGAGAACAGCAUCUCCAGGAUUCAGAUGUUUGUCUAUGAAAAGCAACAUCUCCAUGUUGGAGCCCCCUUAUCUCAGAGAUGUUGACGCUCAGAGAACAGCAUCCCCAGGAUUCAGCUGUGUGUCUAUGAAGAACAACAUCUCCAUGUUGGAGCCCCCUUAUCUCAGAGAUGUUGACGCUCAGAGAACAGCAUCCCCAGGAUUCAGCUGUUUAUCUAUGAAAAGCAACAUCUCCAUGUUGGAGCCCCCUUAUCUCAGAGAUGUUGACGCUCAGAGAACAGCAUCCCCAGAAUUCAGCUGUGUGUCUAUGAAGAGCAACAUCUCCAUGUUGGAGCCCCCUUAUCUCAGAGAUGUUGACGCUCAGAGAACAGCAUCUCCAGGAUUCAGCUGUGUGUCUAUGAAGAGCAACAUCUCCAUGUUGGAGCCCCCUUAUCUCAGAGAUGUUGACGCUCAGAGAACAGCAUCUCCAGGAUUCAGCUGUGCGUCUAUGAAGAGCAACAUCUCCAUGUUGGAGCCCCCUUAUCUCAGUGAUGGACCAGCUGUUAUUUUUGACCCUUUUACCAUUAGCGGGAAGAGAAAGAGAGCAGCUUCUCCACUGCAGCCCCCUGAUCUCAAUGAUGGAUCAGAGCCCUUUGAUCCUGUUAGUGAGAGAGCUGACCAGAUCAGAUACGUGUCCUUUCAGACCUUCACAUCCCCUUACUAUCAGAACAACUUCAGUCAUCAUGACACAGAAGCAGAUCUGCAGCUCGAUUCUCACCAACCAGUGCAUGAUGAUCUGCAGAGAGUCAAAGACCAGCACAAAACCAGCAUGAAGAACAAGUAUGAGAGCUUGUUUGAAGGAAUCAAACUACAAGAGAAUCAAACCCUCCUGAACAGGAUUUACACACAGCUGUACAUCAUAGAGGGAGAGAGUGAAGGAGUGAAUGAAGAACAUGAGGUGCUGCAGAUGGAGAAAAGUUACAGGACACUCCAAGACACUCCAAUCAACUGCAAUGACAUCUUUAAUCCUUUACCUGAACCAGGAUAUGAUGAGAUGAGAAGAGCGACGAAAGACAAAUUAAAGACUGCUCUUACUAAAGGCAUCGCUGGAAUUGGAAAAACCGUCUCUGUGCAGAAGUUCAUUCUGGACUGGGCAGAGGGAAAAGCCAAUCAGGAUGUAGAUUUCAUGUUUGUGCUUACAUUUCGAGAGCUGAACUUGAUUAAAGAUUAUCAAUACAGUCUGCACAGACUUCUGCUUGACUUUCAUCCUGAACUUCAAGAUCUGGACUCAAAGGUUUAUGAUGAAUGUAAAGUUGUGUUCAUCUUUGACGGUCUGGAUGAAAGCAGAAUUAAACUGACAUUUUCAGACAUUCAGAAAGUUUCUGAUGUGACUGAGAUUUCAUCAGUGGGUGUGUUGAUGUCAAACCUCAUGAAAGGAGAUCUGCUUCCCUCUGCUCUCAUCUGGAUCACCACCAGACCAGCAGCAGCCAAUCAGAUCCCCUCUAAAUACAUCAACCGUGUGACAGAAAUUCAGGGAUUCAAUGACCCUCAGAAGGAGGAAUAUUUCAGGAAGAGAAUCAGUGAUGAGAAUCAAGCCAACAGAAUCAUCUCACACAUCAGAAGAGCAAGAAGCCUCCACAUCAUGUGUCACAUACCCGUCUUCUGCUGGAUCUCAGCCACUGUGCUUCAAAACAUACUGAAACAAGAUCUUGGUGCAGAAAUUCCUCAAACUCUGACUGAAAUGUACAUCUACUUCCUCCUCAUUCAAACAAAUAUGAGGAAUCAGAAAUAUGAAGAGAGAGAUCCAGAGAAACUCCUGCAGUCCAACAGAGAAGUGAUUGUGAAACUUGCUGAACUGGCUUUCAAUCAGCUGAUGAAGGGGAAUGUGAUGUUUUAUGAGGAGGACCUGAGAGAGAGUGGCAUAGAUGUCACUGACGCCUCAGUGUAUUCUGGGAUUUGCACUGAGAUCUUUAGAGAAGAAUCUGUGAUUUAUCACAGGAAGGUUUACAGCUUUGUACAUCUGAGCUUUCAGGAGUUUUUUGCAGCACUGUAUGUGUUUUACUGCUAUUUACACAAGAGCAGUGAGAUUCUGAAAAUGUUCCUGACAGGAAAGUCCAAAAAUCAGUGUGAGACUGUUACUCUGGAUGUGUUUCUAAAGGAAGCAAUGAAUAAAGCCUUGAACAGUGAAAAUGGACACCUGGAUCUGUUCCUUCGAUUCCUUCAUGGCAUCUCACUGGAGUCCAAUCAGAGACUGUUACAGAAUGUACUGAUACACACAGAGAACAACCCAGAGAGCAUCAAAAAAAUUAUUCAAAACCUCAAACGAGGUCAAAAAAAUGAUGUCAGUCCUGAAAGAUGGAUGAAUCUGUCACACUGCUUGAUUGAGAUGAAGGAUAAUUCUAUUGUUCAAGAAGUGCAGGUGCUUUUAAAGUCUAAAGCAAAAAGUAAAAGUCUUUCUCUUGCACAAUGCUCAACUUUGGCAAACAUGUUCCUGAUGUCAGAGGAGGUGCUGGAUGAGUUAGACCUUAAUAAGUACAACAUCAAAUCAAAAGAUGGCAGAAGGAGACUGGUACCUGCUGUGAGGAACUGCAGAAAAGCUGUAUUAACAGGGUGUAAUCUCACUGAUCAGCACUGUGAAAUUGUGGCUUCAGCUCUGCAAUUAUCAAAUUCCCCACUGAGAGAGCUGGACCUGAGUAACAAUGACCUAAAGGAUUCAGGAGUAAAGCUACUCUGUGUUGGACUGAAGAGCCCAAACUGUCAACUCAACAUACUGAGAUUAUCUGGCUGUAUGGUGACAGCAGAAGGUUGUGCUGCUCUGGCAUCAGCUCUGAGUUCAAACCCCUCACACCUGAGAGAGCUUGAUCUGAGCUACAAUCACCCAGGAGAAUCAGGAGUGAAGAUGCUAUCUGAUACACUUAAACAUCUGGACAAACUCAAGUAAGUUGAGCAGAAACAAUCAUCCUCUCGUCUUUGAUUUUUAGAGCAUAAAGCAAUAAGCAAUAAUAAUAACAAAAAAUAACAGCUAAGUGGUGUUGUUAGGCAUGAUGUGGAACGGUGUGCCUAAAACCCCCUUAGCUGUUAUAAUCAUUAUAAUCAUCAUAUUAUCAGCCUAAACCACAGCUUCAUGGGGCUUGUCACUAUUAUAAAACGGUUAUUCCAUAUAAAAUAAAAAGAAAAGAGGAGUUUCCGAUUUUAUACAGGUGUGCUUUAUUUGUGUGGUGCCAGACGCAAGUAUGUUGCUCCAGCAUCUUCUCUCGCUGUAGUUUGGGUGCCAGUUGUUGAGAUAGGAAUUAGAUGGCGGUAUGUGAAUAUAUGUAUAUGUGAGAGACAGUAGCAGGAGACAAAGACUAAAAUAUGCUGUGAAGUUGGAGCGACCAGCUGGCAGAGGAUUCCGCUUGGGCUUAAAGCCUAUGUUUGCAAAUAGACAAUGACAUGUCCAAAAAGAAUGAUUAAUUCUCAGAAUUUUAUCCAUUUGGUCUAGGUGCUCAUAAGGCAUAUGCCUUAAAUACGAGACAAAAUGCGUUCUGUAUGGCUUUCAUAUGGAAACUUCUUGGACGAUAUGCCCAGAAUUUAUCACAUUCUAUUUCUUAAUUUUGAUCAAUAUGAUAUAAUUCUGAUAUCGAUAGAACAAUAUUUUAAAAAGCCUCAGAAAAACUGCCAAGCUGUAACUGUUAGCUUAGCUGUAUAUCUUCCAAGUUCAUGCUUAGCUCACUCAAUAAAUCAAAUUUCACAACAAAAUCUGACAUUUUGAAACAGUUUCUUUGGCUCAGUAAUACGGAUAGUGGAACGGUUGACAGAAUAUGUGUGGAUUACCCUGCUUAUACUAUAAAUUGUGUGCGUAUGUGUGUGCACCACCCCUUGUCUAAAUUGAAAUUUUAUGUAUUUUAAUUGCAUUUUUUCCAUUUUUUCCAUUCAUUUGGAUUAGAUAGGUUUAACAUAACAACAUAAUUUUAAUGUGAUUCAUAUGCGUCAAUCCAGAGGUGGGACCAAGUCAUUGUUUUGCAAGUCACAAGUAAGUCUCGAGACUUUGCAUUCAAGUCUCGAGUCAAGUCCUGAGUCAAGACAGACAAGUCCAAGUCGAGUUGCAAGUCCUUCGCUUUAAGCAUCAAGUUGUAAACAAGUCACGUUUGCCCAAAUUAGUAUCUCUGUAUUAAUUACUACAGUAAAUUUAAUGUAUAUAAUGGUCUAUAUUAAGUAUUAAUUAUAAAGAUAUAAUAGUGGUGUUUCAUUUAGGAAUGAAUCAUUGUUUGUGAAAAAAUAUGAAUGAAUAAUUUAUUUUAAGUCCCCUCUUUUAUUUGUUAAUGAUUCAGUGAUUUUAAUGAAUCAAUUGAGUCAAUUAUUUAACAACUUGCUAAUACAUAGUACAGAUGCUCAUUUAUUGCCACCUACUGACGUAACAUUAGGUCUACAGAAAAAGACAUAGCUUUAUUGACAUGAUUGACGGGUAUCAUUUAUAAUAUUUACAAAAUAAUAUAUAAGAAUAGUUAUAAUCAGUGGUGUAGUGGAGGGUAUACGCAAGUAGAGUAUAUGACGUAUACCCACUUCUUUAUCAGUAGGCUUUGCAUAGACCUAUACCCACUUAAAACCCGUCUGAUGCUCAUCAUUCAGUAGUGUCCUGCAUUAGUCAAAAUCAUGACAGUCCACCACAUCCUGUGAAUAAAUGCAAAUAUUCACUAAAAACACCCAGUAAGGACAGUGAUGAUGCGGCCAGGACUGUGGCGCUGGCUUGCUUUGAAAUAUGUUUGAUGAUUGCGCCUGAUGUGGCUUCGGCUGUGCCCGCUCAGUCUCCGCACCACAGAUGCUGCCUGUUCAUACCCGAGAUGGGCGUCAUGGCGUCGCAUGGGCCAUUUUUAGGGGGGGCCACAGCCCUAGUAAAAUUUUGCGAUUAGCUCCAUAAACUGUACACAAAUUUGCAUCAGUUCCGUUUAAUUUUCAUUUGAAAAUUGCGGCAGACUUCGAUCAGCUCCUCCCUGUUUUUCAACGUGUUCUUCAAUCCGCAGACUGUGGUGGCACAGAGUGAGAAACAGAGGUGUGUGUUUAUCAAUAGAUUGUUAUAAUAUCUGCAUCUGUGCAGUUUUAAUGGGAGAGCAAUCGAUUCCCUCAUUUAUGGUUUUCGCUGCGUUUACCCUCAUCACACUACAGCUGUUUCCUCGAGUGAAAAUUAAGCACAUAUAAAUGCAUGCUUUAUAAAAUGAUCAUGUUGCCAUUUGAAUUUGAAAAUGUAACUUUCAAUAUAAUACAUAUUCCAGUGCAUGUGGCAAAGAGGUUUGCAUACUUGAGCUAAGGAAAGAGAGUUGUAGAAAUGCAGACAGAAAAAUUUAGCAAAACAGUUGUCUGUGUGAGAUCAGUAAGACCUGUAGGCUUAUUCAGUACUCAAAUGUUAUACCUGUCUAUACAGUAGAGUGGAAUACUGCAAUAGGUGUAGUGUACCACCCCUAUUAUUCAAACAUUUUUUUAUUUUAUUUAUAUAUUUAUUAUUAUUAUUUUAUUAUUAUAUCCUCAUUGGGGGAUGGCCCUCUAAAAUGAAAAUCCUGGAAUCGCCCCUGCGCGAAACUAUGUCGCACAGCACGCAGAGUGGUAAAAAUAAUAAUUAUUAUUGAUUAUUGAUUUGAAUCAGUACAUUAUAAUGAAAACAAUACUUUUCAAGUAAAAAGAGGCAGUUUUUUAUGAUCAGAAAUUUCUGAAACCGGUGAACCCCUGUAAACUUUUCAUUCCAAGGAUCCAGUAAACUAAUGCAUUUAUUAGUUCUAUGUUAUUUUAUGUUCUUAUAUAGGCUAUUUCUUCAACAACUAUUCAUAAUAACAUAUUAUUCAAAUUUCAUGCUGUCACGGAGAUGAUUAAUCGCAAUAUCAGUUAUAAUCUAUUUUAGUCUUUGUUAUUCUUAAUUCAAAAUAAAAAUGUAUUAUUGUAAUAAUUUUAAGGGAUGAGUUAAUAUCUUGAGUUGACAAGUUAAAAGUCUGUGGCCCACAAGUAGCCAAACCGAACAUGUCUGGCACCACACCGUUCAUGGUUUAAGAAAUGAGGCAUGCAAAAUUAUUAACGGUAAAGCUGUAGCUGUUCAGAUAAACAAAUAUAUGUAAGUAAAUGUAUUUUGUGUUUUAAACAAGUUCAUAAUGAUCACAGUUGAUGGCUUGGUUUAGGAGCUAUAUGUGUGAUGUAGUAACCUGUCGGAUAUACAACAUGCUUUCAUCUAUUUCUUCUGAAAGACAUAAAAGUGAGUGGCUGGUAAACAGGAAGAAUAGAGUGAACUUUAUAUGUAGGCUACAUACAAGCUUUCAACAUGAAAAAAAAAGGAAAGGUUUAGCCUAUUAUUAGGUUACUGCUGUUUCAAUAUGCUGUACAUCAGUGUUUAUUCUUCAUCCUCUUAUUAUUAUUAUAAGUGGUUUAUAGUGAUUAUGUGCAUUUUAAAUGUCUAAAACAUUAAAUAUCCUAAAUAUUAUGUGGAUGAAAACACUAAGAAUCGCUCACUUAUAGUGUCUUUGGCUCAGUCCCAAAAGCUGUGCUAAUCAUACCAGUGUUAUCAUACGCUUCAGUAAUCAGCCUACUGGUAAUAAUCAUUUUAAAUUUUUAUUAUUAAAUAUAAGGCAAGCCAUAAAGCAGGGGUGCCCAACCCUGUUCCUGGAGAUCGACUUUCCUGCAGAGUUUAGUUCCAACCCUAAUCAAACACACCUGUCUGUAAUUAUCAAGUGCUCCUUAAGAUCCUAAUUAGCUGGUUCAGGUGUGUUUGGUCAGGGUUAAAGCUGAACUCUGCAGGAAAGUCUAUCUCCAGGACCAGGGUUGAGCACCCCUGCCAUAAAGACUUCCGAGUCACAGGGCUCAAGUCCAAGUCAAGUCUCAAGUCAUUGUUGUCUAAGUCGGGUCGCAAGUCUUCCUUAAUUAUGUCAAGUCAAGUCGCAAGUCCUCAAAUUUGCGACUCGAGUCGAGUCUCGAGUCAUGUGACUUGAGUCCACAUCUCUGCAUCAAUCAUACAUAAAUGAACCAGCUAAAAUUUUUGUAAUAGUUCACAGCAGAGUCCCCAGUGUUAAAUAAACACUGAUUAGUGAUCAUGUGUUUCCACACUACAGAGUGUUAAAGUAGCAUUG